ACAGCGUUGAGAGAACGAAAACUGACAGAGAAAGUAGCAUGCGAAGAGCGUUACAUUGUGCAGGCAUAGCAUUUUCGUAAGCUGUAUUGGUUGCUUGAGAGGGUCAAGUAAACGCGUUUGUUUUCAUCGGCUGUGUGCGCCAUGGCUGACUAUUGGAAAUCAAACCCCCGGCGCAUGUGCGACGUUUGUAAGGUAUGGAUGGCUGACAACAAAGUGUCUAUUUCUAUGCAUGAAGGUGGGAAAAAACACAAAGAAAAUGUGCAGCGACGUAUUAGUGAGGCGAGGAAACGUGGAGUGGAUGAGAUUCAUGAAAAAGAUGAGAUCCAGAGGCAAUUGGCCGCAAUGGAGAAAGCUGCCCUGGCUGCUUACAAAAAUGAUGUACAAAAUGACCCGAUGCUGGCAAGCACCGGUGGUGCGUCCACAGCUCGCCAGCAUUUCUCUAUACGCCCUGCACGUAGCCCCGGUGACAGUAGUCAGCUGUCCGCUUCUGUUGAGUGUGAAGCAAGUGGAAACAAUGCGGACGCCGCUGAGGCCGGUGAUGAGGUCGGCGUCGAGUCUGCUGUAAAUAGGCAAUGGAGUGCGUUUAGCACCGAAGAAGGCUACGUGUAUUACUACAAUUCCGCAACAGGGGAGACGACAUGGGAGAAACCCGCUGGUUUCACGAGCAAUGCUGCUCCGGUGGUGGUACCUGCGGCGGAAGAGCCUGUUGAUACAAGUGACAGUAAAACUGAUCGUGUCGACGACAGCAAGGAUCCAAAGAGUACUGAUAGUAGCGGCACCGAGACCAGUAAUGCUGGCAGUGCUGACUCUGCUCAGGCUGUACCCAGUGUGAAAAGUGUACUGUCGUCGGAGAAUAUCAGCGUCGGUGAAAAGCGCUCUGCUGCGAAAGAAGAGGAAGUUUCUGGCUGGUCGGCCUCGGGUGCGUUGACCACUGAUCUGAAUGAUAGUGCUGUUGCUGAUGCUGCUGAUGAUGCUUCUGCGGUGAAGAGUGAGGAUAGCAAGCCAGCAUGUGCGAAGGCUGAACCAGGCGGUGGAGGAUUCUCGAAGAAGAAGCCAUCUUCAGCUCGAGACAGUGUUUUUGGCAGUUGGAGUUCUGUGAAAGUCAGUGCUGUAACGUCAUCCAGGCUACGUAGUAAUGCCGAUGCCGAUAGUUCAACUACUGCUGCUCCUGCUGCUAGAACAGAAGGCUCCUGCUCUGGGUCACAACAGACUACUGCGUCAUCAGAUAGGCAUGUAGAUGCCAGCAACACUGGCGAUGAUGACGAUGAUGGCAUCGGAGCUGGCCUCACAUGCCGCGACGAGGAGGAUCACCAGAAUCGUUUCAAGUUCCAGGAGAAAACCCUGUCAACGGCCAUUGCAGACGGCACUAGUGCGCCUUCAUCUUCAUCCUUUGGAAUGUUCAAGAAGAGGAAACGGGCCGGUGGGCGCAGGGAGAGGGCUGGUGAUGACUGAUGCCAUUGGUGCUCUGUCUUGUUUUUAGUUUGUCUUUACUUCCGACAUAGGUUUCCUGCACUACUGUAUAUGCGUUUUUGGCUGGUCCAUCAAAGUAGCAGGCUGUUUAUUCAUAGGGAAAUUUCUUCUCUUUUUCUUUUCUUUUUUCUUUUUUUUCUGACCGCUCAGAAUGUUGACAACUAAUACUUGAUGCUCCAUUUUUAAUCAUUGAAGGCAUAAUAGCUUCAAGGGUAGCUUCGCUGUACUGCUGGUUAGUAUAGCAUGGUUUAUUUUAUAAAGUCCUUCUCAUAGUUAUGUAUUGUACUCCGUGUGACAAGCUGUACAAGUAGUUAAAUAAAGACGUUGACUGAUCUCCAACUGA
Messenger RNA from Sycon ciliatum, 1813 nucleotides. RefSeq names its product WW domain-binding protein 4-like. Gene Ontology annotation, cellular component: precatalytic spliceosome; nucleus. Gene Ontology annotation, molecular function: RNA binding; protein binding; zinc ion binding. Bases 142 to 1452 code for a protein of 436 amino acids. The transcript has a single exon. The record is from RefSeq and is a predicted model, not a curated record. Gene Ontology annotation, biological process: mRNA splicing, via spliceosome. NCBI's taxonomy places the organism in Eukaryota, Metazoa, Porifera, Calcarea, Leucosolenida, Sycettidae.